AUGGCUGUGUACGGACUGCUUGUUGGCGGUCCACGUUGCUGGGUCAGGGUGACGUGGCUGCCGGAGAGGUCUUCGCCGGAGUCUAAGGCCGGCGCCCGCAGUGUUACCGGAAGCUGGAGGCCACAGGCGCCGGAGUCCGGGGAGGAGGCGGAGCUGGGUGAGCGGCGCCGGAGUCCAGGCUCGGGCGGCGACGUGGAGUGUGCAGACAGGCAGGGUUGCGGUCGCUGGCGGAGCUGCGGCGUGGAGCCGGGAGGAGGUGCUGGUCGGCGCGGGAGACGAACGGCUCGGGCGCUACGGUGGACAGAACUGCUGGGGCGGUGGUCGCUGCAGGUACGGGCGCCGGUGACGGUGGCGCUCGGGCGGUGGAAACACAGCGCGGGCGCGGAAACCGAAACCGACAGACGCUGCAGACACAGGGUGGGAGAUAAAAUUCAUGUUUGGACUCCGCCAGACAGGGGAUGGACCAAGAUCAACUUUGACGUGGCAUCAAGGGGGAAUCCUGGGAUCUCUGGUGCAGGGGUCAUAGCUCGUGAUGAGAAAGGAAGUAUUCUUGCUCUUGGAGCAAAGAGAUUGGUGGAUGGUACUAACAACGAAGCUGAGUGUCAGGCAGCAAUUGAAGCAAUUCUUUUGGCGAAAAAAAUGGAAGUAAAAAAAAUUCAUCUUGAAGGGGACUCCCAGUUAGUGGUGAAUGGCAUUGCUAGGGGUAAGAUGGAGGCUUGGAACCUGGAUAAACAUAUUAGAAGAAUGAAUAACCUUCUGAAUGGGUUCGAGGAUUUUAAGGUAUCGCAUGUUCUAAGGGAAGCAAAUGUUGAGGCUGAUAGGCUUUCGAACGUAGGUGCAAAUGGUUCCUUGGUGGUGCAUGCGCUGAAAUUAAUGUAUGGGGUGGCUGCGGAUUGCUUUUUUAGGCCCUCGUUUUCUUUUGGCAUUGUGAAAAGGACCGUAUUGGCUUUUGCGAGUGCCAUGUUUGGGCUGUGA
Cryptomeria japonica (Japanese cedar) is the source of this 975-nucleotide messenger RNA. RefSeq lists its product as uncharacterized. The record is from RefSeq and is a predicted model, not a curated record. Gene Ontology annotation, molecular function: RNA-DNA hybrid ribonuclease activity; nucleic acid binding. The transcript has 3 exons. Lineage: Eukaryota; Viridiplantae; Streptophyta; Pinopsida; Cupressales; Cupressaceae. The coding region runs from base 1 to 975 and encodes 324 amino acids.